Fimicolochytrium jonesii is the source of this 1910-nucleotide messenger RNA. RefSeq names its product guanine nucleotide exchange factor. The record is from RefSeq and is a predicted model, not a curated record. Gene Ontology annotation, biological process: G protein-coupled receptor signaling pathway. The transcript is spliced from 6 exons. Bases 195 to 1781 code for a protein of 528 amino acids. NCBI's taxonomy places the organism in Eukaryota, Fungi, Chytridiomycota, Chytridiomycetes, Spizellomycetales, Powellomycetaceae. Gene Ontology annotation, molecular function: guanyl-nucleotide exchange factor activity; G-protein alpha-subunit binding. Gene Ontology annotation, cellular component: cytoplasm.
GCAGAACCCUUUUACAACCAGCUUUCCAACUUUGUCACGGGUGUCACGCGUUGGGCUGGACUCGAUCCAGCUCCCUUUCUCUCAUUUGCAGCAAUCUUCAGACUGAGGCCAGCCUUCACAACCGAGCUGCGUCGUUCUUCAGGUUCUGCAGAUAGAAGAUCGGCGAUACUGGGACUUUUCGGACCAGGGCAGUCAUGCCGUUCUUUCCGAAUGGUCCUUUACCGGCGCAAAACCUGGAGUCCACGCUUAAUCGGUUCAACACUGAGCACGAAACUACGACUAGUUUUGUUGGGGCUGGGGUCACGACUGUGGAAAACAAACGGGCUUUCAUUCAGCGACUUCUGGAGGCUUUGAAUAAAGAUAUCGCAGACGAAGGAUAUGACGAGAAUCCACUUGUCACCAAGAUCUUGACCUGUCUGCGCUUUCUGUCGCGCGAGCCCGAAGGAUGUGAUGAUCUCUUUGGCAAUAAUGGAGUAGCUGUGUUACUCAAACAGGCGAGGCUAGAUGUAGAUGCCAAGUUUGAUUUCACCGAGAAUCCGAGUGCAACCGAGGCCUUGAAGUGCUUGUGCAACACGCUAUUGCAGCACCCGCCCGCGCGAUUAGGCGUUGCGGAGCUUGGUGGGGUGGAGUCCAUAUGUCACUUGCUGAAGGAUUGUCACUCAGAGCUCCCAAGUGACUUUCAAUUCCUCCUCAUGCGCAUAACAUUCCUUCUGAGCGUCGAGGAUCCUGCUAUAGUCAGGUGCAUGCUCGCUCCCAACUUGGGGUUCGUCGACACAUUGACCAUCUACCUUCAACCGCUCACGAAGCAGCAGUCUGUGAAAGCCGAGAUGGUGAUGAGCGAGAUUCUGAAGACCGUAUAUAAUCUCAUGAGUGUCGGAAAACCAGCCCCAGCGACGACGAGGUCGUCAACCAAGCUGAAUGGAAGGACAGGGUCCCGUUCUUCUAUUUCAAGUACUGUCGUCACGCUAGCUGGAGUGACAGUCGAUGUAGAUUACAUCGACGGAUUCAAAAAUCUACUUCCAGUCAUCACACAUCUUCUCAUCAACCAUCCCCUCCCAUCUACUCCAUUGACCCCACCGAUCUCGCAUAUGGUCCACACACUCCUCAACUUCCCGCUGACGCCAUACCGCGACCUGUUCUUCAAGCAAGGCGACGUGCACCCGCUUGUGGGUAGACUAUGUGAGAUACUGGCGGGGUCGCUGGAUGCCAAUUCAAGCGAGGAUUCCAAGCCGAAUGCGCGGAGGAAGUCAUUAUCUCAGACCAAGGUGGAGGACAUCCUGCCUUCGCUGCUUCUCGUUUUGGGAGGAAUCGCAAGGCAGGACGUGGACGCGAAAGAUGCGCUUCGUGAUAUCUUACUACAUGAGGAUAUCGAUCGCUCAAAGCCUCUGGACGAAGGGACCAGUCUAACUUCCCGGUUGAUCGGUUUCAUGACAUCUAUAAUUCACCCCAACAUCCGUGACAGCGUCUGCGAGCUCAUCUUUGUGCUCUGCGACGAGGAUCCGGGAAAACUGGUCCGAUAUACGGGAUACGGCCAUGCAGCAGGAUUCCUGUAUUCAAAGGGCAUUGCAGGAGGUCCAUUCGAUGACAGCGCCGCCAAUUCACGACCGGCCUCCCGUUCCCAGCCGAUUCAUCCCAUCAGUGGGAAAUACGAACGGCCCGAUACAGGACCCGAACUCGAAGAUAUGACGGAGGAGGAGAAGGAGAGGGAGGCGGAGAGACUCAUGGUACUCUUUGAACGAUUGAAUAGGACUGGUGUGAUCAAAGCGGUAUUUCCGAAAUAGAACAUGCGAGCCGAUCAGAGGGUGGCAUGUGGUUUUCACCGCAUAUGGUGUAUCAAGCGCCAUGCACAUACAAGAACGAUGCGAAACAUGGCACUUAGAUACCGGUGAGGAAACGUGCAGAAUAGAAUU